AUGGGUAAUUGUUGGGGAAUAUUUCGGCGGCGUCGUUUACGCCGUCAUAUAGUGUUAAUUUUGAUCGGAUUAGACAACGCGGGCAAGACUAAAACAGUGAACAAUUUAGCAGGAGAAAAUGAUGAUAAAGUUUUGCCUACAGUUGGUUUUAAGGCAGUGAAUCUUAUUCAUAAGGAUACGCCUGUAACUAUAUAUGAUUUGGGCGGCGGGCCGCAGUUUAGACAGAUUUGGUCUCAAUAUUACAGUGAGGUACAUGGUAUAAUAUUUGUAAUCGACUCGAGCGAUUAUAACAGAUUGGAAGAAUGUAAAGUCGUAUUAGAAGAGGUUCUAUCGCAUGAUAAAAUAUCGGGUAAACCAGUGUUAGUUCUGGCUAACAAACAGGACAAAACAGGAGCUCUCGAUGAUAUAGAUGUUGUAGAGAAACUAAAUAUAGAACCUCUAGUUAACAAAUACAGAUGCCCUACACUAGUUGAAUCUUAUACAGCCGAAGCAUCAUUUACGAAUUCAAAAAAGCCUAAAAUCGACCCAGGCCUUCGGAAAGGCUACCAGUGGCUCCUCAAUUAUAUAGUCAGUCGGUAUGGCGACAUCAACUUGCGUGUGCAAACAGAUAUACAUGCCGAAUUGGAACGUAGACGGCGUAUGUUUACAAAGUCAUCUAGAGGCUCUCAGACUUUCACCGCUCACAGCGAUGACAUAGCCACUCAAACUGGAUUUGAGAAUCCCAAUUAUUCACUUCCAAAGGAUAAUGGAUUGAUCGUAGUCAAGCCUGUGAAAGGGUCGAGUGACUCGACAAUUACUGUGGAAAGUAUGGAUGACUCUGAUAGCGUGAUAAAACCAAAACUGUCGCCUUUAUUCGGUCGAGCGAAUACAUCUACAACGGAAACUGUGAAAAUCGAAUUGGAGCCGAGAAAUGAGUUCAGGAAAUUGUCGCCGAUCAUCAAGAAGAGUGCCGGAGCUGGAGUUAACCAUAUUGAUUUUAAGAAUCGACCGCAGUCGAGUCCGACUAAUAGGAGUAAGACGCUAUCGUCAAUGGACUCAUCCAUACUAGAGGAUAAGGCGAAUGUAAUGUUUUCCGACCGGAAUCAAACUUACGACGGGUUUAAGCACCGUGUGUUGAUAAACGACGCUGAACUGUCGCAGAUGCAUCGGGAAAUCGUACUGACCGAAAGAGACCACACAAAGACGGCAUCAUCGGACAUAAUCCCAGGAACCUCCAGCCUCCCUUUAAGCGCCCGACCGGCUUCCGCCUCUCAACUGGUGAGGAGACAACUCGAGAUCUGCUCACAGCAUCGCCGUCGGCUCAGCUUGAGAUAUAUGCAGCGUAAUAAGACCAGUCCUGUACGCACUUCGAUGCUUCUUUAUGAACCGGGAAAACAAAAACAACUCGACAAAGGAGAUUUUGAACACGCCGCUACCCUUACUUAA
Molecule: messenger RNA, 1425 nt
Organism: Pieris macdunnoughi
Lineage: Eukaryota; Metazoa; Arthropoda; Insecta; Lepidoptera; Pieridae
Source: the annotation of a GenBank genome assembly